AUGUCACGCAGUUCGGCGUCAAUCCCGGAGUCUCAGACCUUUAUUGAUGAGCCCCAGGCUGCAGGGUGCGAUGCUGUAGCGGUAAACUGCGAUGUAUCGCGAUCUAUAAGCCUGGGGCAGGCCUUGUCCGAGUGGCAGGAGACAAUGCCGCCCAUCCGAGGCGUGAUCCAAGCGGCGAUGAAUCUCCAGGACUCGGUCCUCGAACAGAUGUCAUUCACACAGUGGUCCAACAGCAUCGCCGCCAAGGCACAUGCUACGCGCAAUCUUCACGAGUUCUUUGGGGAUCGCCUAGACUUCUUCACCAUGUUGUCCUCUAUCGUUGGGGUGGUUGGGAACGCUAGUCAAUCUAAUUACGGAGCCGGGGGAUCAUAUCAAGACGCACUCGCGCGUCCUCGCGCCGCGCAAGGCCUGCCCGGUGUCGCCCUCGAUCUGGGAAUGGUCCAGUCGGUGGGAUGGUUGGCGGAUAACGAAACCGCGAGGGAACGGCUCCUCCGCCAGGGAUAUCGGCCCCUGGAAGAGGAGGAAGUCCUUCAACUUGUCGAGAGCGCUAUUCGUGACCCGGUACGUUCACCGAGAACUAGUCAGGUUAUGACCGGCAUUGCCGACUUCACACCCGAAGCUGCCACCUCUGGUUGGAGACAAGAUUCACGGUUUGGUGGUCUCCAGGUGCGUGCUGGGGCCCUGGGGGAGCCGAUGGCGGUGUUACCGGUCGAUCAGUAA
Penicillium malachiteum is the source of this 720-nucleotide messenger RNA. RefSeq names its product beta-ketoacyl reductase. The record is from RefSeq and is a predicted model, not a curated record. The transcript has a single exon. The coding region runs from base 1 to 720 and encodes 239 amino acids. Gene Ontology annotation, biological process: secondary metabolite biosynthetic process; fatty acid biosynthetic process. Lineage: Eukaryota; Fungi; Ascomycota; Eurotiomycetes; Eurotiales; Aspergillaceae. Gene Ontology annotation, molecular function: fatty acid synthase activity.